UUUGCAGUUAAACUCAAAGUCCAGCUCCCAACACCAUGUCCUGCUGCAACACCUGCUCCACCAGCUUCUGUGGCUUCCCCAGCUGCUCUACUGGAGGGAACUGUGGAUCUAGCUGCUGCCAGGAGAGCUGUGGAACCGGCUGCUGCCAACAGGGAGGAUGUGGGACCGGCUGCUGCCAACAAGGUGGCUCUGGAGCCUGCUGUGGGCCCAACUGUGAGACCACCUGCAGGACCAGGUGUUAUCAACCUGAGUGCUGUGGAGUGAGCUGCCGCACCAGGUGGUGCCGCCCAGACUGCAGGGUGGAGGGCACUUGCCUGCCACCUUGCUGCGUGGUCAGCUGCACUCCCCCAUCUUGCUGCCAGCUCCACCACGCCCAGGCCUCUUGCUGCCGCCCAUCCUACUGUGGCCAGUCUUGCUGCCGUCCAGCCUGCUGCUGCUACUGCUGCCAGCCUACCUGCUGUGAGCCCACUUGCUGUGAACCCACCUGCUAAGAAUCCAGAUGCUGCCCCUUGGUGUGCCGAGGACAAGACAUCUCAAAUUUGCUUCUUAGAGAAUUGACGUUGGGCUACUAAUCAUUUGUGAAAUUUGUAUUUUGUGUCAAGCUAUCAUCCUCAUUCAUGCCUAUUUUUUUUGACUGACCAAAUUCUUUGUUCUUAGAAAAUUCUCUAGAUCUCAAACAUCAAGUGAAAUAUAUAAACUAAGGACUUCUAAAGGCCACGGAUGAGAAUCUGCUUGGACAACAUGCUAAAUUCUCACAUGACUGUUGUGUCACACAGCAGCAGAGUUUUUGUUCUGUUCUAAGUCUUCCCAAUGAUUAUCUUUUUCUUCUUUGAUUUCUCAGUGACAUCUGUGAUACAGUGUCCUCUGUGAGUAGCCUAAUAAAUUCUAUAAA
Messenger RNA from Monodelphis domestica (gray short-tailed opossum), 892 nucleotides. Its product is annotated as keratin-associated protein 9-3-like. Lineage: Eukaryota; Metazoa; Chordata; Mammalia; Didelphimorphia; Didelphidae. Gene Ontology annotation, cellular component: keratin filament. The record is from RefSeq and is a predicted model, not a curated record.